Molecule: messenger RNA, 669 nt
Organism: Vicia villosa (hairy vetch)
Lineage: Eukaryota; Viridiplantae; Streptophyta; Magnoliopsida; Fabales; Fabaceae
Exons: 6
Coding region: 83-529 (148 amino acids)
Source: RefSeq, a predicted model, not a curated record
AGAAUACCCGGCCCACUGAACUCAUUACAGCUAGGGUUUCAAUCGAGCAACUGCGGUUUGAAUGCUGUAGCUUUUUCCAAUCAUGUCGAUGAAUACCAUAAUCGGAGAAGAAACCAAGCCGCCGGAGGAGAUCGAGAUUCCAAAGGAAUCCUUGAGUGAUUGCUCGUCUUCUGGAUGUCCAACUUCACCGGUUAAGAAAUUUAAACGUGUUCUCGGUCUUGGUCGGAUUUAUGAUGAUUCCUAUAAAAACACUUUAUUCCGGGUCACUAAUUUAUCUGAUUCAUCUAAAGAGGAUAUCGUUGUUUGCAUGAAUGAGCACCCCAAUGUAUUGAUGAUGACCACUCUUACCAUAUUUCAAGGACGGCAACUUGCUAAACGAAUCAAGGAGGAGUUGGGUAUAACCAAACUUGACAUUGAACUCUGUGCCACUUCUGGAAAAAAACCUAGCCGUGCUGUUUAUGCUGCUUAUCGUAUCCUUAGGCGAACUCAAUUGCCAAUUGAACUUGUAACUGAGGUAACUGUGGAGUAGAAGGCUUUAUCUAUUUCUUUUUGCGUCCUGACAUUUCAAAGCUCUUUUUGAUCUUCAAACUAUCUCUUAUUGCUUUAUGGAAAACUUGUAAUAGAAUAGUGUAUUUCCUUUCAAAGUCAAUGAAGAAAUUUUUAACUUUA